AUAAAAAGGAUAGAAAAUUGUUGCCAAAAAAAAAAAAAAUUAAGAUAGAAAAUGGCUUUGAUUACCAAGUAUCGAAACUAUUGGAAUAUAAAAGUUUUCCAUAAUAGUUUACGUAAGCACAUAAAAUCUAGUCGUAACUUUCGUAUUAUUGGUAAUAAAAAUAUUGUUUUUAAAAUAGGAUUUUUCUUAUUUACCUAGUCAAUUGUAGAGAAAAGAAAGAUAUAGAGACCAGAUUGCGUGCCUUCACGACUAUAUUUGUUAUGGUCGGUUGAAUUAGUUAUGUAGAUGGACAUUAGCACUUAUUUAUUCGGGUCCCCACUCCAGUAACCCAGACACCUUUCCUCCACCGCCUCCAUAUUCUGAUUCUCUCAUUGCAUAAUACUAUAUUUAUUAUUUGCCUUCUUACAAUUCAAAAGAGAUGGGUCUUAUGCUUUUCUGGCUGUCGAGAUAUGGGUCCUUUUUUGUUAUUUUCUUUCAAUAAUUACUUUUUUUUGAUACAUAUUUGUGCAUUUACAUAGAGAUUGAUGUUGGGGAAUACUAAAUGAAAACAUGGAGUGAUUAUUAUUUUAGAUCAAAGGAAAACCUUUAGGGUAAAUAUAUAUAUGUAAAAUAGACUUUUUAUUAUUUAGGCCUGUAAUAUAUUCUAUGUCAUUGUAUAUAAUACGAGCGUAGAUCUUUCAUAGGUUUGCGAGGAUUCAUAUUUAUUACUUGUAUAUGGCAGCAUAGUACAUAAUAAAACUUAUAUGUUGUUGUGCAUGAGAUAAUUAAUUAAAUAUUUUGAGAAUUAUUAACAUUAUUUUUUUUGCAAAUGAGACCAAAAAUGAUCUAUUGAAUAUGAAAACUUGAACUUAUUAAAUCCGACUAGUCUUGAUUUCACUUUAUGCUUACUGGACUUGGUAGCGCGUUUAUUAUACUUGAUCACCUCUAAAACUUAAUUUUUGAAGGGGAGGAAAACACAACUUAAUACCCGUCUCCCCUAAAGAAAAUCUCAAUCGGGCUAUAUUUUAAGUUACCUAAACAAUAGAUAAGAAGGUUAUGGCCCUACAUAGUCAAGUAAAAUAUAUACCCUCACUAAAUUCAUAGGACAAAGUUUUUGCUAACUAUAAUUAGCCCAAAUAGCUCUACUCAAUUAUAGAGCCAAGAAACGGUCACUGGAAUCCUUUGGAAGCACGCACGCUGCACGCACGCACAAAAGAUUUGUUGCAAAUACUGCUCUACUUGGUUACACGAAUAAAAACUCUCCCUACUACUACUAUUGUCUAUGUUCUACAAAUGAACGUGAAAGGGUCAAACCAGGGAAUGUUUGUUUGAUAAAUAAUUAAAUGAGUGUUCAUCUAAAAAGAAGAGGGAGAGCACGAAGUGUUUUGUUCCAAAGAGAGUGACACUUAUGAAUAAUUUACUCAUUCCAUUGACUCCUAAUCAGCUUAAAGAAUAGAAUUAGCAAUAAAGGAAAUGCAAAAGACGAGGUACCCACGUACUAUUACUGGCUACUGCCAUGAUGAUUAUGUAUAUAUACAAACUUGCAUUUUCUCUUCUUCACAAGUUGUAAUCGUAUUUGCAAAUUCCUGCUGCUCUCAGUUUUGAGAAUAGCUCUUUGUUAAAUUUGCAAAUGGAAUUUCAAUACCAGCAACCACAACACAAAGAGAGGAAACUUAAGGAGACGAGUCAUAGUAAGACGAAGAGCAGCAAGAGCAAGUUUGUGGGGGUGAGGCAGAGACCUUCAGGGAAAUGGGUUGCAGAAAUCAAGAACACAACUCAGAAAAUAAGAAUAUGGCUAGGUACAUUUGACACAGCUGAAGAGGCUGCUCGUGCUUAUGAUGAAGCCGCUUGUCUCCUUCGUGGUUCCAACACACGAACCAACUUUGUCACUUCUCCAUCCUCCAACAACGCCAACUCUGCUCUUUCUCGUAGAAUCAGAAACCUUGUCAACCAGAAGAAGAAGUUGAUCAAUGACAGGCAACCACCUCCAACUGCCAUAUCAAGCGUUAAACCAAUGGAUGAUGGUGAUGUUGCAAAUCCUAGUGCUAGCUUGGUUGUCAACCAAGCUGUCAGUUUUACAGGUCAGAUGCUUGAAGAAAAUGUAUAUAGACCAGAUUUAAGUGGACACCAAUUUGAUUACUCGUGGGCAUUUCCUGAGCAGUUUCCUCCUCCAAUUCCUGAUGAUUUUGGAAUUUUCACAAAACAACUCAAUUUCACAACAUUAGCUGAUGUUGAGAUGGUGAGCAAUGCCAAUGAGGUAGCAAUGCUAGAAUUCGAGCGCAUCAAGGUAGAGAGGCAGAUAUCAGCAUCACUCUAUGCAAUGAAUGGAGUGAACGAUUACCUGCAGAAUGUUUUUAACGAUCCUACUGCACCUAGCUGGGACCCUCCCAUGCUCUAUCAUAAUUUUUGCCUUGGCUAAAAUCUUGGUUUUCUUUUAUCUUUUAUAUCAGCUUUCUUCAUCUUUAAACCAUGUAUUUUUCCUGUUGCAUAUGU
Messenger RNA from Beta vulgaris subsp. vulgaris (sugar beet), 2472 nucleotides. Its product is annotated as ethylene-responsive transcription factor ERN1. Gene Ontology annotation, molecular function: DNA binding; DNA-binding transcription factor activity. The transcript has a single exon. Bases 1610 to 2398 code for a protein of 262 amino acids. NCBI's taxonomy places the organism in Eukaryota, Viridiplantae, Streptophyta, Magnoliopsida, Caryophyllales, Amaranthaceae. The record is from RefSeq and is a predicted model, not a curated record. Gene Ontology annotation, biological process: regulation of DNA-templated transcription.